AUCCAAUCUCUUCCUUGUCUUCCGUGGCCACCAAUUUUAUGUAUGCCACCGUACGGCGCAAUGCCCAGGCCCUCGUCACUACCAUUGCUGCUGGUAGCCAGACUUUGUCGCGACCUCUGAUACAGAAACCGUCCGUUUACGGCCAACCGCUUCACCCAUCACAUCCUCACCUAGUUCAGCCAAAUGAAUUGACGGCUGGGAUACCACAUGAAGAAUAUGAGAGGCGGCGGAAGACGCUCAUGGAAAGCCUGCCGGACAACAGCAUGGUUGUCGCGGCAGCGGCACCAGUGACGUUCAUGAGCGGUGAAAUAUUUCACAAGUACCGACAGAAUUCGGAUUUCUGGUAUCUUACCGGCUUUGAGGAGCCUGAUUCUGCCGUUAUUCUCGAGAAGAAUUCGACGUCGCGCGGGUAUUCAAUGACUUUGUUCGUUAACGAAAAGGAUGCAUCCGAAGAGAAAUGGUCCGGCACUAGAACAGGAGUCCGCGCCGCCGGAGAAGCCUUUCGUGCAGACGAUGCCCAACCCAUAACAUCCUUCCCCAAGUAUUUGGGCUCAAUAGCAUCCUCCUAUUCUCACAUCUUUUCUGACCCACAGUCCCACCAAGACGAUUCCACGCCCAAAAAGUUCCUCAGAUAUCUAUCAAACCCUCUCAAGAAACGUGCUCGUGAGAUAGACGCGACCAUGGCUACUAUCUCUGGCUCACGACAACGCGCGCUAAAGUCCAAAGUCGCGCCAUUGAGAGCUAUAAAAAGUGAGGUAGAAAGACGCGUUAUGCGAACCGCAGCAGACAUCAGUGGGCGUGCCCAUGCCAAGACCAUGCGGUUCACACAUCCUGGAAUGUCAGAAGCCGCAUUGUCUGCUCAUUUUGAAUAUCUGUGCUGUCUAAAUGGCGCUCAGCGUCUAGCCUAUGUCCCGGUAGUUGCUUCCGGCCCGAAUGCUCUAAUCAUACAUUAUACAUCAAAUAAUAUGCCGAUCCAAAACAAUGAACUCCUUCUCAUCGAUGCAGGAUGUGAAUAUAAUGGUUACGCGUCUGAUAUCACACGCACCUAUCCCGCCAACGGAACCUUCACUAGACCACAGCAUGAUCUAUAUUCCGCCGUUCUUUCUGCACAAAAAGCCCUCGUGGCGUUGUGUCAUGAAAGUGCCGGAGAGACCUUGUCCAGCCUUCACGCAACAUCAUGUCGACUACUCCGAGCUGAGCUUACCCAGAUUGGUUUCAACGUCAGCACAUCUGAUCUCGCAAGAGACCUGUAUCCGCACUCCUUGAGCCAUCCGAUUGGUAUAGAUCUGCACGAGUCACAUACCAUCAGCCGGGCGGCGCCUCUCCAAGAGGGUAUGGUUAUCACGAUUGAACCCGGCAUCUACGUUCCUCCGCUACCUCAAUAUCCGAAGGCUUUCCAUAAUAUGGGAAUCAGAAUCGAGGAUGAGGUUUUGGUGGGCAAAACGGACCCCAUUGUGCUGACCGUAUCCGCCCCCAAGGAAAUUGCCGACGUUGAGGGCGCUUGUCAGGGUCUCUUGGGACUAGAGCCUUACUAGAAUGAAAUCAGACAAGCUUCGGCCCACGUGCACGAAGGAACUUUGAUCUCUGUGGUUCGUCUGUUCGAAAAGAAAGAUGCUUUGAACUUGCACCGCCAUUAUCUCCACUUCCUAGCUAUGUCCGAGGCGACGUUCCCAAGGGUAGAGAACAAUUGCAAUCCUUUGUUGAGCUGCUAUACUUGUUUGAUAAAUCUUGCUACACUGCUCCAACCAUAACUUUCCCAGUAAGCUAUACGCCAUGAAACAUGCGAAAAGACGGCAACAUGCCACUUCGAGCAAGUUUGUGUACUUGGUGAAGGCGAGCACUCACCGCAUAAGGUUACGGCAAUGCGCCAUUGACGAAGGGAAGGAGCAAACUUUGCAGAGGAUUACCCUGGAGGUGGAGAAAGCCAUCGAACACUCACAAUGGCCGAGGACUAGAGUCGACUGCAUCAGAAAUAGUAAUGCAGAGAUUGUGAGGGUGAUUCAUCCCCAGUGUCGAGUAGGUGCAAUGAAAACG
Molecule: messenger RNA, 2034 nt
Organism: Desarmillaria tabescens
Lineage: Eukaryota; Fungi; Basidiomycota; Agaricomycetes; Agaricales; Physalacriaceae
Product: peptidase M24
Exons: 14
Coding region: 39-1535 (498 amino acids)
Biological process (GO): proteolysis
Cellular component (GO): mitochondrion
Molecular function (GO): manganese ion binding; metalloaminopeptidase activity
Source: RefSeq, a predicted model, not a curated record